AUGAUAAGCAAACGGCUCUUUCAAACCAGUGCUAAAAAAAUUGCCUUUGCUUUUGAUAUAGAUGGCGUUUUACUUAGGGGCAAGAAACCUAUUCCGGGCGCUAGUGACACAUUGAAACUACUGAACCAGAACAAGAUCCCAUAUAUAUUAUUAACUAAUGGUGGUGGGCAUUCUGAAAAAGCACGUACAGAGUUUAUCUCAAGCCAACUGGACGUUGAUAUAUCACCUUUGCAAAUUAUCCAAAGUCAUACUCCAUACAAGACCCUUGUUAAUAAAUACUCAAGGAUUUUAGCUGUUGGUACACCUUCCGUAAGAAAGGUCGCAGAAGGCUAUGGGUUCCAAGAUACUGUUCAUCAGACUGAUAUUGUCAGAUAUAAUAGGGACAUAGCGCCGUUUAGCGGACUUUCUGACGAACAAUUGCUGGAGUAUUCACGAGAGAUUCCGGAUUUGACUACUAAGAAAUUCGAUGCCGUGUUAGUGUUUAAUGACCCUCAUGAUUGGGCAGCUGAUCUACAGAUUAUUUUAGACGCAAUCAACAGUAAAAAUGGGAUGUUGAAUACUUUGAGAAGUGAGAAAAGUGGCAAACCUUCCAUCCCUAUCUACUUCUCAAAUCAGGAUUUACUAUGGGCCAAUCCUUAUAAAUUGAAUAGAUUUGGUCAAGGUGCCUUCCGUUUGUUGGUUAGAAAACUAUACUCCGAGUUAAACGGUGAACCCUUGCAAGAUUUCACUUUGGGUAAACCUACAAAACUGACUUAUGAUUUUGCGCAUCAUGUCCUUAUUGACUGGGAAAAGAGACUGAGUGGAACGAUAGCUCAAUCUAUUGAACAGAAAUUACCACUAUUAGGCACCAAGCCUUCAGUUUCUCCAUUUCACUCAGUGUUCAUGGUCGGUGAUAACCCUGCAAGUGAUAUUAUUGGUGCUCAAAAUUACGGCUGGAACAGUUGUUUGGUGAAGACAGGUGUUUACAAGGAGGGCGAUGAUUUAAAGGAAUGUAAACCUACAAUGAUUGUAGACAACGUAUUCGAUGCAGUGACCAGAACACUGGAAAAGUACGCAUGA
Messenger RNA from Saccharomyces eubayanus, 1059 nucleotides. RefSeq lists its product as uncharacterized. Lineage: Eukaryota; Fungi; Ascomycota; Saccharomycetes; Saccharomycetales; Saccharomycetaceae. The transcript has a single exon. The coding region runs from base 1 to 1059 and encodes 352 amino acids. Gene Ontology annotation, cellular component: mitochondrion. The record is from RefSeq and is a predicted model, not a curated record. Gene Ontology annotation, biological process: glycerophospholipid biosynthetic process.